UUAAACAAAGAUAAACUUUUAUUACCAAUUCACUCUCAUAAUGACUACUUGAGAGAAAUCCCAUUAUUCGACUCUUUAUCAAAGGGUAUUAAGUCAAUCGAAGCAGACGUUUGGUUAUUAGAUGAUGUUAAUAAUUAUAACGAAUUUAGUGAAUUAUAUAUAGGUCAUGAUAAUGUUUUCUUGACUAAAAAACAAACUUUAACUGAGUUGUACUUGAAACCUUUAGAGAAAUUAUUAGAUGAAAUCAAUUGUCAAGAUAAUGAAUUAGGCGAAACCUGUAAAGAUAUGAAUGGUGUUUUCUAUAAUUCUCCGGAAGAAUCUUUGUAUUUAUUUAUUGAUAUUAAAACUGACGCAGAUCAUACCUAUACUCUAUUAAUGAAAAAAUUAAAAGAUUUGAUCUUUUCUGAUUAUGUGUCGUAUUAUGAUUUUAAAGAAGAUAAAAUUGUUCUUGGUCCAAUAUCAAUCAUUUUAACUGGUAACAUUCCAAUUGAUUUAUUAAUUUCCGAAGAAAAUAAAAGCUUUUAUCAAGAUGGUAGAAGGUAUGUGUUUAUUGAUGCCCCAUUAGAGUUAUUGCCAAAAAGUAAGAGUGAAGACUCUCCUUAUGAUUACUCAAAGUUCUCAUUGACAGCUUCAGCAUCAUUAUAUUCAAUCACAGGAACAGAGGAAGCAUUAGAUGUAUUUAAUGGGUUAUCUUCAGAUCAAUUGGAUUCAAUAAAUUGUAAAAUUGAAGCUGCUCAUUCUCUUGACUUGAAAACAAGAAUUUGGGGAACACCAGAAUUCCCAAAACAAAUCAGAAAAAGAGUCUGGCAACAAUUGAUUGAAAGAAAAAUUGACUUAUUAAAUGUUGAUGAUUUAGAAUCAGCAUAUCAAUUUUAA
Messenger RNA from Ascoidea rubescens DSM 1968, 876 nucleotides. RefSeq names its product Aim6p (gene AIM6). Gene Ontology annotation, biological process: lipid metabolic process. Gene Ontology annotation, molecular function: phosphoric diester hydrolase activity. The record is from RefSeq and is a predicted model, not a curated record. The annotation marks the transcript as partial. Lineage: Eukaryota; Fungi; Ascomycota; Saccharomycetes; Ascoideales; Ascoideaceae. The transcript has a single exon.